AUGAGAGAGGCCGUAGAAGACGACCAAAAAGACAGUAGAGAAAGAUUAAGGAGAAGCCGACCACGGCAAGAAGACAACAGGCAGGGAUCAAGAAGAAGCCGACUACACAGGGAUGACAGUCGAGAAAGAACGAGGAAAAGGCGACAACCAGUGGUCAUGGGAGCAACCCCCUUCCACCACUCGAUCUUGGAAGUCCAGUUACUGAAGCACUUUAACAAACCAACAGAUAUGAGGUAUGAUGGGACUCAAGAUCCCCAGGAGCAUCUAACGGCCUUUGAAGCCAGAAUGAACCUGGAAGGGGUAGGCGAUGAAGUAAGGUGCCGCGCUUUCCCCGUAACUUUAGCAGGAUCGGCGAUUCGUUGGUUCAAUGCCCUCCUUCAGGGCUCCAUAACUGCAUUCGCCGACAUUAGUCGUGCCUUCCUGGCUCAGUUCACCAUGCGUAUCGCUAAAGAGAAACACCCGAUCAAUCUGUUAGGAGUAACACAAAGAACCGGCGAGCCGACUCAGAAGUACCUGGACAGAUUCAACGACGAGUGUUUGGAGAUUGACGGCCUAACCGAUUCGGUAGCCAGCCUAUGUCUGACCAACGGGUUAUUGAACGAGGAUUUCAGGAAACACCUUACCACCAAGCCCGUUUGGACAAUGCAGGAAAUCCAGAACGUAGCCAGGGAGUACAUCAAUGAUGAGGAAGUAAGCCAGGUCAUGGCGGCCAACAAGUGGCAGCCCGCUUACAACCAUACCCGCCAACACGGCAGCGGAGAAAGGCUUAAGGAACACUCCAAAGACGGAGUCCCAGCUAAAAGCUCCAGGCCAUUCCCCCGGGUCGGCAAGUUCACCAAUUACACCCCCCUAGCCGCUCCAAUUGUGGAGGUCUAUCAACAAAUAGCCGAUAAGGGUAUUUUGUCGAAGCCCCGACCUCUCAAGGAUAGGACCGGAGGAAACAAGAGCCUCUAUUGCGAUUACCAUAAGGGUUUUGGUCACAAGACCCGAGACUGUUUUGAUCUCAAAGACGCCUUAGAACAGGCAAUCCGGGAUGGCAAGCUGGCAGAACUGUCCCAUCUUAUAAGAGAGCCGAGGAGGCGAGAUGGGGAUCGACCCGAGGAUAAGGACAGAGCCAUGAGACGAAGGAGGGAACUUGAGGAAGAAAGCGAACGGGGACUCACGGUGGUGAACGUUGUAGUCGGAAGGGAUGCCGCCCCAGGUCAAUGUCGGCGUGCAAAAAGGACGCCAAAGUCUUGGCAGUAUCCUCGUCCAGCACCACACCUCCCCCCAGGAAAGCACCACUAA
This is a messenger RNA of Arachis ipaensis, 1287 nucleotides long. NCBI's taxonomy places the organism in Eukaryota, Viridiplantae, Streptophyta, Magnoliopsida, Fabales, Fabaceae. The record is from RefSeq and is a predicted model, not a curated record.